Molecule: messenger RNA, 1396 nt
Organism: Momordica charantia (bitter melon)
Lineage: Eukaryota; Viridiplantae; Streptophyta; Magnoliopsida; Cucurbitales; Cucurbitaceae
Product: 26S proteasome non-ATPase regulatory subunit 7 homolog A
Biological process (GO): proteasome-mediated ubiquitin-dependent protein catabolic process
Cellular component (GO): proteasome regulatory particle; proteasome complex
Molecular function (GO): metallopeptidase activity; protein binding
Source: RefSeq, a predicted model, not a curated record
UUAAUCAGCUGCUCCUUCCAUUUUAUUUCUUAGUGGGUUUAGCUUUAGCCGAGAAUCGCGAAUUCGAYUGAGCUCCGAGACACUGCAGGAAUUUUCGCCAUGGAUGUGAUCAAGACGCAGCAAAUAUCAUCGAGGCCAGUCGAGAAGGUCGUAGUCCACCCUCUGGUUUUGCUCAGCAUCGUCGAUAACUACAACCGAGUUGCUAAGGAAUCCCGCAAACGAGUCGUAGGAGUUCUACUUGGUAGCUCUUUCAAGGGCACCGUCGACGUCAGCAAUAGCUAUGCAGUGCCCUUUGAAGAAGACGAGAAAGAUCCAAGCAUAUGGUUUCUUGAUCACAACUACCAUGAGUCGAUGUUUUCAAUGUUUAAGAGGAUAAAUGCUAAGGAGCACAUCGUAGGUUGGUAUAGCACAGGCCCAAAGCUUCGGGAGAAUGAUCUAGAUAUUCACCAGUUGUUCCACAAUUAUGUCCCAAAUCCUGUGCUUGUGAUUAUCGAUGUACAACCAAAGGAGCUGGGAAUACCCACUAAAGCCUAYUAUGAUGUUGAAGAAGUUAAAGAGAAUGCUACACAAAAAAGUCAGAAGAUCUUUGUUCAUGUUCCUUCAGUUAUUGCUGCUCAUGAGGUUGAGGAAAUUGGUGUGGAACACUUACUAAGGGAUGUAAAGGAUACCACCAUUAGUACACUUGCCAAUGAGGUUACUGGAAAACUUACUGCUUUAAAAGGUUUGGAUGCACGACUACGAGAGAUUCGCGGUUACCUUGACCUUGUUAUUGAUGAGAAGCUUCCAUUAAAUCAUGAGAUUCUUUACCAUUUACAGGAUGUAUUCAACCUUCUUCCAAACCUAAAUGUGGCAGAGUUGAUUAAAUCAUUUGCAGUAAAAACCAAUGAUAUGAUGCUGGUUAUAUAUCUUUCCUCACUCAUCCGUAGUGUCAUUGCACUUCAUAAUUUGAUCAAUAACAAGAUGCUAAACAAAGAACACGAAAAGGCUGAGGAUGCAAAACCAGCCGCCAUCCCCACAGUGUCUGGAAACUGACGUGCAACUUCCAUCGGUCCAUGGAAACAUCUGUUGUUUUGGGAGUUGAAGGAACUAGUUAUCUGUUUGUCGGGUUCUUGAUAGAUGGAUAUUUUUGUUUUAUCCUAUUGGAAGAGAUAGCUAGUUUCUCAGAAUGUAUUUUCCUCAUCAUUUUUUCUUCAAUGUUAAUUGUACACCCUCACUUUAACCGCGAAAACGUUGACCACUCAUUUCUUUCUUUUCUCAUAGGGUUCCUAUGCCUUGUAGAAAAGAAAUUGAAGUCAGGUUGAAUGGAUGGAUGGAUAGAAUCCUUUUCUCCUGUUAUUGAUGGAAAAAAGUGGUGAAUUUAUAUUGUGGAAUGGUUAAUUUUUUCCCUUUCUUUUAA